Messenger RNA from Salpingoeca rosetta, 1272 nucleotides. RefSeq lists its product as uncharacterized. NCBI's taxonomy places the organism in Eukaryota, Choanoflagellata, Craspedida, Salpingoecidae. The coding region runs from base 1 to 1272 and encodes 423 amino acids. Gene Ontology annotation, molecular function: protein binding. The record is from RefSeq and is a predicted model, not a curated record. The transcript has a single exon.
AUGUUGAUGGCGAGUGCGCCAGCUCUGGCUCUGAGGGCUCUGGCUUUGGUUGCUGUGGUGUGGGUGCUCGUGGCCGCCUUUCCCGCCGCAGCAGCAACCUCAGCUGCCUCCGUGAAUGACGAGGAGGAGGCAGUUGUGAUUGAAGAGGACGACGCUGGCUCGCUGCGGAUUACAACGCGUGAUCCAAACAGCAAACUGUUCCUGAAUGGGGUGGAUGUGCUGCAACAGCUGGCGGAGCAGCGUGCGUUGCUGGACCAAAUUCAGCGCGUGCAGUGCACCCUGGCCCCGCUGAUCGACACCACGACCUUGGCAGGCGUCGGCUCACCUGCGGCAGGCCUCUACUCGAAUGCUGUCCGCGCCAACAAUGGUCUCAUUUACGGCAUUCCACGCAACGCUGACAACGUUGUCAUCAUCAACCCGUUGACAAACACCGCCGACACCACGACCAUGGCGUCCCCAGCGUUGCUGUCAGCCAGCGACAAGUGGGCAUCGGCCGUGCUGGCGCCAAAUGGGCUCAUCUACGGCAUACCAGGGGCACACGAAGCUGUGCUGGUGAUCGACCCGAACACCAACACCUUCAACAGCACCGCCAUCGUCGUGGGCGAGCCAAACGAGACCAAGUGGCAAGCCGCUGCCCUGUCCAACGAAGGCAAGAUCUAUGCCUUGCCCGUCAGCUCGAGCACGCCCAUCUUGGUGCUGGACACCGCGACCAACACAGCAUCGACGCUGCCCAAUCCUCUGAGCACGAUAGGAUUCGCGUGGACCAGUGCUGUGACUGCGCCCAACAACGACAGGAUCUACGGCGUGCCGUACCAGGCCUCGUUCGUGCUGAUCCUCGAUCCCGCCACCAACGCCACCGACGUCACCACCAUCAUGGGCCUGGGUGGAAACGCGAAAUGGGCCAGUGCUGCCCUAGCUCCAAGCGGUCUCAUCUACGGCAUCCCUCUCAACGCACUGGACUUGCUGGUCAUCAACCCGUUCACCGACACGGCUGACCGCGUCCCGCUCUCACAGGCUGCCCCAGGCACGCCAAAGUGGUGGGGUGCCGUCCCGUUGCUGAACAGCGACCUUAUUGUGGGUAUUCCACACGCCAUGACGAGUGUUCUGGUGGUUGACACGGCGACCAACGCCACGCGGGAGGUGCACGUGCCUGGCCUUGACACCGAUGUGUACUCCCGGUUCAUUGGCGGUGCUGUGAGCUUGUCCAAUCGCGUCUACGCCAUGCCGUUCGAUGAAGACGCCAUCCUCACCAUCGACGGCUCCUGCUUGUGA